CCCUGGCCUUUCCGCCAUCCCUCAGGCCCGGCCCAACAUGGCGCCCGCCCUUCCCGUCAGGCCCCGGGGCCUCCCUCCCAGGACGCUGCUGCUGUACUGGCAUCGGCGCAGGCGCGGAGGGAGGCCCGGGCCGCCCCCCGCCGAGGCCCCGCCCCCCGGCCCGCUCUCGGCCGCCCUGACGCCAGGCCCCAGACGCCUUUGCGCGGCCAAGAUGGCGGCGGCGGCGGGGCCCGCUAACGGGCUGGAGCCCGAGCCCGAGCCCGGACCCGCCUCAGCCGGGGGCAGAGGGCAGGGCCAGCCCAGGAAGAAGCCCUGCCGGACCUGCGUCGACUUCAAGUCGUGGGUCAAGGAACAGAGGAAAUCCAAGCCGACAACCAGCCGGAAAGACGAGAUGCCGGAGGAGCGGACAGACUGUCCCCUGGACCGAGAGGAUCUGGGCCGCAACAGCUGGUCUUUCUUGCACACGAUGGCGGCCUAUUAUCCGGACCAGCCCACCAGCGCCCAGCAGCAGGACAUGGCGCAGUUUAUGAACUUGUUUUCCAAAUUCUUCCCUUGCGAAGAAUGCGCAGAGGAUAUAAGGAAAAGGAUAAAGCGGGACCAGCCGGACACCCGCAGCCGCAGUCACCUCUCCCAGUGGAUGUGCCGCCUUCACAACCAAGUCAACCGUAAGCUGGGCAAGCCCGAGUUCGACUGCUCCUUGGUGGACGAGCGUUGGCGCGACGGCUGGAAGGACGGUUCCUGCGACUAGCCCGGGCCAGGGACCGUUGGGGGGGGACCGGGGCGGGGCGGCACGCUCAUUAAAGCAAGGACCCGUGCCCGCCGAAGCCCGUGUCUGUCUCGGCUGCCCCGGGGGAGCCCGGCCGACUCCGACUCGGCCCCGCCGCGCUUCCGGAGAGAAGGCCUGGGACCCCGAGAAGUCCCCCCGGGCGGCCAAGGUGGUCGGCGGGGGCGGCCCGGUGGUCUUCCCACCUCGUUGGGUGGGAGGGUGACCGCCCAGGCCCCCGAUGCCAUCGGCACCCUCUCCCACCUCCCGCCUGGGAGCCCCCAGUCCACCCUGCCCCGGGGUCCCGCGGCGGGGCUCGACUCGUGCUCCGCCGGGUCCGGGGGGCAAGGUGGGGUCCCCAGGGCCCUCAUCUACCUCCUUUCUCCCUCCUCCACGCCCCCCUCUGCAUCCAAACCAGAGGUCACCUCGGCGAGGAGGAGCCAGGGCGGGCACCGUCUUAGAAACCCAGGACGGGCACCCGUCCCAUCGGGGAGAAACCCAAGCACCA
This is a messenger RNA of Tachyglossus aculeatus (Australian echidna), 1271 nucleotides long. It is a transcript of the gene GFER, whose product is annotated as growth factor, augmenter of liver regeneration. Lineage: Eukaryota; Metazoa; Chordata; Mammalia; Monotremata; Tachyglossidae. Gene Ontology annotation, molecular function: flavin-dependent sulfhydryl oxidase activity; flavin adenine dinucleotide binding. The coding region runs from base 38 to 748 and encodes 236 amino acids. Gene Ontology annotation, biological process: liver development. The transcript has 3 exons. The record is from RefSeq and is a predicted model, not a curated record. Gene Ontology annotation, cellular component: mitochondrion.